Molecule: messenger RNA, 1428 nt
Organism: Mizuhopecten yessoensis (Yesso scallop)
Lineage: Eukaryota; Metazoa; Mollusca; Bivalvia; Pectinida; Pectinidae
Exons: 2
Coding region: 1-1428 (475 amino acids)
Source: RefSeq, a predicted model, not a curated record
AUGGACACGGAUUCCGACCAAGAGAGCUCUAUGGGCGACUAUGGUGUAGCAGGAGUGAACUUUGGGAUAGGAAUUCCGGAUGAAAUAUUUAAUAAUGAUCUGCCUUCAAGCGACGAAGAGCUGUUACUAACUCUGGACUUGGAAACCUUGCAACAGCUGACCAUGGUAAACGAUACGGCGAGCACAGAGUCAGAGGCGAUGCCUGCUAACACAGGGGUAGGGGAUGUUUUAACUACCUACGAGGAAAUUAAAAUAACAGAAGAGUUAAAGAGACCAGCGAUCUUGGAUACAUCACCAGAAACACCAGCACCCCCCCAAAAAAGGUUUAAAACCACCACAGCAGAGGAAAUGGAAGGCUUGUUUCAGGCAAGACAGGCCCCAACUACAAAGAAAAACACCGCCUGGGCACUUUGCAUUUUUCAAGAAUGGAGUGUGGAAACGUAUGGCGAAGACAUGAAUUUUGAAUCCGUGGACCCCGGAACCCUAUCCCAGCACCUCAUGAUUUUUUUUGCCGAGGCGAGGCCUGCCCCCAAAAAAGGACAGAACAACCCUGAAGCUGUGUACCACAAAAACGAGUUGAUAAACAUAAGAGGGGCAAUAAAUCGCCAUUUAAGUAACUUACACAGGAACAUAGACAUUGUAAAAGAUAAGGAAUUCAAGACAUCCAACGGGGUUUUGGAUGGCCUGCUAAAAGAGCGUGUGCGACAGGGCAUUUCAAAACCGACAAAACACAAGGAAAGAAUUGAUGUCGAGGACAUAGAAAAAGUCUCCACUUACCUCAGUAAAGGUGCCUCCUCCCCCAUUAUCCUAAGGCAAAAUGUGUGGUGGAAUUUGACUGUCCACUUUGUAAGUCAUGGGGGCGAGUUUCACCAUCAGUUACGCACCAACUCGUUUGAUUUCCACAAUGACCAAUCUGGGGAAUAUGUGACACUAAACUUUGAAACAGUUGAAAAAAAUCACCAGGGCGGGCUAAAAGAUGCAGAAUCUUCGUACGAAAAACGCAUGUAUUCCACGGGGUCAGACAGCUGUCCUAUCAAAAUGUUGAAACUCUUGUUAGAGAAAACCGAUCCACAGGCGUCAAAUCUAUUUAAUCAGUACAAUAAGAAAGCAAUGGAAAAUCCCAUGGAAACUGUCUGGUUUGUCAACAAACCAUUGGCCAAACGCACAUUUCUGAAUAUGAUGCAAGAAAUCUGCAAAUCAGCGUCCGUUGAAAAAAAAUACACGCCGCACUGUUUGAUGGCUACCGCAAUCCAGUGUCUCAGUGACGAAGGGUUCUCGUCCAAAUACAAAAUGUACAUCGUGUUCAUGAGUAAUCACAGAUGUGAAGCUAGCCUCCGCUCAUAUUCAAGAAACGUCNAUGAUACAAUUGGAAGCAUGGUCCCUCUACAAAUAGAACACAAUACAUCUCCAUCACACACGCAGGCAUAA